AUGAUAUCCGAGGAAGCCCUGCCCUCUGAUCAGCCUCGCCCACCGGGAGCCCUCGACUGCUUUGCCGGCCCAAAUGGCCCGGCCUUCCGACCAACAGGCAAAGCUGCCUGGCCUGUUUUGCCCCUUCCCAGAGGCAAGAACCCCGAGUACAGCGACGCCGCCAAAUCGCGCAUCAAGGCCUCCGCGACGUUCUCAGGAAAGAAGGACGAGUUCCAUUCCUUCAUCCUGAGCAUAAAGAACAAAUUUGACGAAGACGUGCGAACCUUCCGGACUGAGAACAGCCGGAUGGUCUAUGAUCAAGCCCUCGAGUCCGCCUAUGGCAAUCCGAAUGAGCUUUCCGAGGCUCUUGACCGCCUGCAACGCCUCCAGUUUACCGUGAAUGGGAAGACCGACAUUGUGGACUUCCUUGCGGAAUUUGACUACUUAACUGCGACCGGUCGUGUGCCCGAGGACCAGAUGAAGCAUACCUUGUGGCAGCACAUCCCGGCCAACCUAGAUAACAGCCUCUUGACCAAGACCCGUGACGAGUCCGUGACCUACGAGGUUUUCUGUGGGUUCAUUAAGGACGCUGUCCACUGCCAGAAGAGGAGUAUGAGGCAGACACAGGACUCCCGCUCUUCCGACCGAUCUCGCCGCGCGCCGACUAAGACUGCUCCGACUACCGCCAAGACUCCGAACAAGACCGGCUCGACCCUAUCACCUCGCGUGAUGCUGGCAGAAACCUUGACCGACGAUGAGAAAAGGGUCCAUUGGGAUAAUGGCACCUGCUUUAUUUGUGGAAAAACAGGGCACCUCUCUCGCGACUGUCCCGACCGCACCCAUGCUGUCUCCCGUGUCGCCUCCGUCCCUGUCCCUGCCAACGACUCUGAUCAAGAUUCGGGAAACGAAUAG
Molecule: messenger RNA, 891 nt
Organism: Hirsutella rhossiliensis
Lineage: Eukaryota; Fungi; Ascomycota; Sordariomycetes; Hypocreales; Ophiocordycipitaceae
Product: zinc knuckle domain-containing protein
Exons: 3
Coding region: 1-891 (296 amino acids)
Molecular function (GO): nucleic acid binding; zinc ion binding
Source: RefSeq, a predicted model, not a curated record